Molecule: messenger RNA, 5693 nt
Organism: Gryllus bimaculatus (two-spotted cricket)
Lineage: Eukaryota; Metazoa; Arthropoda; Insecta; Orthoptera; Gryllidae
Source: the annotation of a GenBank genome assembly
AUGCGCGAUAGUCCGGAGAUACGUCAAGAGGAGUCGCCCGCUUCAUCGUCCCUGGAGAACAUGGCGGUUAUGGAAGUAGCACAGGCGUCGCAGCAACCACGUUGUACCACUGCGUCUGUUCAGCAACGAGAGAUUCAUUCGAUACCCAGAAUGUUCAAAUGGAAGCGACACAGCUCUUCUAACAGUGCACUCUUUGAAGAUGAUAUUCCCACCAAGAAAGGCUUCUACAAAUGUGUUACGUAUUACGAGAAAAUAUUAUUUUCACAUGAUUUUCAGGCGCCCGCCGUCUUCCCUUAGGCGUGCCACAGCCGUUCCACUAGGAGCCUCAUCGGCAGCAGCCCCAGCAGCGACUCUCGCGGCGGCCGUGCGGAGUAUGGGAUGGCGUCGGCGGCGCCGCUAGUCACGGAGCUGGAAGGGCGGCUGGCGGCGGCGGCGGCGGCGGGGCCCGGGCUGCCGCCGCUGGGGCUGGACAACGCCACCGGCCUCCCCUCUUCCGCCCCGGGCCUCGACCCGGACGACCAGGAGUGGGCCGACAUGGUCCUCCUCGUGCUCAAGGGCUGCGUCAUGGUGUCCAUCAUCGUCGCCGCCAUCUUGGGCAACCUGCUGGUGAUCGUGAGUGUGAUGCGACACCGCAAACUGCGCAUCAUCACCAACUACUUCGUGGUGUCGCUGGCGUUCGCGGACAUGCUGGUGGCCAUGGUGGCGAUGACGUUCAACGCCAGCGUACAGCUCUCGGGGAGGUGGCUGUUCGGGUUCUUUAUGUGCGACGUGUGGAACUCUCUGGACGUGUACUUCUCGACGGCGUCCAUCCUCCACCUGUGCUGCAUCUCGGUGGACCGCUACUACGCCAUCGUGACGCCGCUCAAGUACCCCAUCAACAUGACGAAGCGGCGGGUGGCCGUCAUGAUCCUCGCCACGUGGAUCUCCUCCGCCAUCAUCUCCUUCGUGCCCAUCUUCAUGGGGUGGUACACCACGGACUCCAACCAAAAGUACCGCGAGACCCACCCGGACGAGUGCGCGUUCAUCGUGAACAAAGUGUACGCGGUGGUGUCGUCGUCCAUCUCCUUCUGGAUCCCGUGCACCAUCAUGGUGUUCACGUACUACGCCAUCUUCAAGGAGGCGAACCGCCAGGAGAAGCAGCUGCACUCGCGCAUCGGCAACGCCAUGCUCAUGAACAACCACCGCAACAGCCGCGACUACGCCAGCAGCAACGGCGACGCCGGGCUGGGCGCCGCGGCGGGCGGCAGCAGCAAGGCGCUCACCCUGCACGAGGUGCAGGCGCCGGGCGGCGACCCCACCGCCCACUCCACGCCCACCAAGGACCGCAACAUCAUCAAGAUGAAGCGCGAGCACAAGGCGGCGCGGACGCUCGGCAUCAUCAUGGGCACCUUCAUCCUGUGCUGGCUGCCCUUCUUCCUGUGGUACGUCAGCACCGUGCUGUGCGGCGAGGAGCUCUGCCCGUGCCCCGACAUCGUCGUCACCCUCGUCUUCUGGAUCGGCUACUUCAACUCCACGCUCAACCCCAUCAUCUACGCGUACUUCAACCGCGACUUCCGGGAGGCGUUCAAGAACACGCUGCAGUGCGCCUUCUGCAACUACUGCAAGCGCGAGCCGUCGGACCUGGAGGCGCUGGACGUGCGCCGGCACUCGCUGCGCUAUGACGAGCGCACGCGCUCCAUCUACUCGGAGACGUACCUCAAGCACAUCGACCGGCGGCGCUCCAGCGAGUUCGGCAGCAGCCUGUGACGCUCCCCGCUGCUGCGCGUGGCGCGCGCCGCCGAGUUCUGAACGCUCCCCGGCGCGGGGGCGGGCGACGAAGAUUCACACGGGCUUCAGAAGAGCGAAGAUGCGUCUUCUGAGGAGGGGUGACGUGACUUUUCAGAUCAACGAACACACGUGGUGUCUGAGGAGCGGGCACGUCAUUUGAUAGAUAAAGGCACGUGUCUGGCAUCUUAACUCAAGCAAUGGCACGUUCAGUGUCCCGACCGAAGGAACGAAUAUCGCGAUCAGCGGAGAUACGUGCCUCGUAAUCAGAGGAGGAGUCUUGUGAUCGCAGGAGCCACGUGUCUCCUGCGCAGCGGAGGAAGCGUGUGAAACGCCGGGACGUGUGUCUCUCCAAAGGGCGAGCCAAAAAAGACAUUGUGGAGAGAACGGCGAGGCAGGGAGCGGACCAACGCGGUCGCGAGAGCGCGAAGAACCCACACACAUCAUGCGACGUACUCGCCAUCACAUUCAAAUUGUGUACAAGUGCACAGUCAAUACGCUACAGAUUACGUAAAAUGUACUCGAGUGACUGUGGAUUAGGCUAUGCACUAGUGCAUAAGGACAUUUUGUGGCAGUUACGUACGCCUUUUUAUUCAACUAAAGAUUAUGUUUGCAAUCCAGGGCGUACGUAACUACAGGAACAACUUUUCUCGCAAGACUUUCUUCGUUGCAGACUUUUAUUGGGCAAAUUCUCAAGAUAGCAUUCCGUUCUCCUAUACGUUUGACCAGAAGGACGAUUUGCUGAAGCUCGGUUCUCAAAAUACGUCUUUUAAUGCAUGAAAUUCACUCAUAAUAACUGUAGUACAUCAUUUUAAUUUUCAAAACUCAUAAUAGUUAUUAUUUAAGGCUUCAGUCCAUUACCAAAAUUUAUUUUGAAUUAAUAAAGGAAAGAAAUGCAACCUGGAAAGAUAAAUGAAGUAAACAUAUGUUAAAGUUGGCCAAAAUGUGCCAUGAGUUUCAUUAUUUUAACCAUUGACAAGUCACUCUUCUUCACGAUGUCUCAGAAUAUAUGUUACAAAUUUCUAGGGCGUAAAAGGCAUGCCGGCCCAUGCAUUGCCAAUGGGAGGAACACAAAACGUCUUUGCGACAAAACGUAUUCCUACCAAACACCAGAACAUGGUAAGUUGCUUAUCAAUCUAGAGCCAAGCCUUUUAGGCAUUAAAAGUUUGUAACAUUUUUUCUGAGAUACUUUUUUUACUACUAGCUAUUUUCUCGUAAUUUUAUGAAUCACUGAUGUACUACGAUUAGUGUGAGUGACUCAAAACAUGUUCAAUGGACUUCAGAGAACAUAAAUUUCAUAUCAAAACGAAAUGCAAUAAAACGAAGAAUUCGUUAUUACUUUUGUAUUAGUAAAUUAAUUUUAACUAGAGCUCAAAGGAAUAUUUUGUUAAAAGUAAGCAAUAACGUGAUUGGAACCAAAGAAAUGUAAACUAGAUUUUCAGAGGAUGAAAAUUGAUGUAAUUAUGAUAGGAUUUUGUGGCAAGUAUCUCGAUUUUGGGCAGUUGUCCAAUUGUAUGGUAUAAUUCAAGUGUUUGUUUACUUUUUCGUUGGUGAUUAAUUCGUAGAAUUAAAUUGACAAACCAAAGAGCGGUAAAAUAGAGUAGACAUUCAUUGGUGAAAUGAUGUAAUAAAUUGAUUUAUUUUUUAUUCGCCUUUAUUGAGAAACAAAACUGAGAGUAAAUAAAAAACCAAAUAUUAAAUCUGGGAUAAUAUUUUGGCGAGAAGAGAAGAGUCUAGAGACGAUAACAACUGAAAGCGAUUUGGAAAUGACUACAAAUUAAAACACGUUUUCUACGAGUAUCCUCAAGACAUACAUUGCAGAGUGAAUCUAUACUAGAUUUAAUUCAGAAGAUGUAAAUCCAAAUACUAAUUAAAACCGUGUUUCUGGUGCAGUGCAGAGGCGUAUCUUUGAUAUAUGUCACUUCAACUCUAUACUAACCAUAACCUAACAAAAAUAAACGAAAAAAUCAAGAACAAUUCAAGUUAAUCAUGCUUUCUUGUUCAUGUUCCUCACAGGGUAAAUAACGCUAAUUCUCCAUUUCACAAUGAAUUCCUUGAGUCAUAUAAUGCAUUAAAAGAUUAAACAAGUAAAAUUGACUUUCAUCUUAUUUCGUCAAAAACAUUCCGAAUUCGUAUGUGCACGACUGUAUCCCGAAGACACGUUUAAUUGACUAAGAUGGCAAUAGUACUCAAAGUGCAUUUGGAGAGAAAUAAUAUUAUAAAGAUGGAUGAUUCUAAAAACUUUCCUUUUAUAUAAUAAUUUGUUUUUUUUAUUUUAUCUCCCCCUAGGAAAGUGACGACACAUUUUAAGAAAUUUCCGUUCCUUUUAUUUUCAUAUUUUAUCAGUCAGGUUUUGAUAUUGUCCCAAUUUUUUGAUAUUAUCAUUACUUGUAAAACUGUACAAUAUUUCUACAAAAGCAAUCGCAAUUAGAAACUUACCGUCAAUUACCGUUAUAUACUUUUCACAAAAUCAACGGUCUAACAUUCUCCUCAAAUUCUUUAAUUCACUUUUUGAAAACAGCAUUUUAUUAGAACAGCUUCAGUUUCAAAUUUAUUUUCUUAAAUCAUUUCGCAUUGUGUUAAUAAUACGUCGUUUUAGUCAUCGGGCCACUCUUGUUCUGUAUAUUCAUCAUAGUGCUUUCACAUGUACGAUCAGAAAUAGUAUCAGAAAGAGAGUAUUGUAUAUUUGGUUACAUUUCCAUUAUAUUAUACUUCAUAAACAUUAAUUUUUAAUAUCAAAAAUUCAUUAUUGCUAUUCAUAAUGACACAUAUUUUUUUAACAAAUCCACCACGUUGAGAAAAAAUCAUUUUUAGGUGUAAAUUUCCUGUUAGGUCCAUUCAUCGUUCACUUGCGUUUUUCGUCUUUGAAUGCGUUUGUGGACGGCGUGCCAGGACUGCAAGCGCCUGAGGCGGGCGCUGUUCCUUUGUUUCAUGUCCUAUUUAAUCUGCACCGCCGUUCAAAAUAACGCACGAUCAAUGCAGUGCACAUUGUUGCUGUGACAAUAUGGUACGUUAAUAACUAACUCGUCUUUGUGUACAUCUUGUAUAAUAUAUUUACGUACCACAAAACGGUUAAAAAUAAAUUGAUUUUUAUUUUUGUUCCCAUGAUACAAACUUCGUUUUCAAUUUUCGCAUACACCGGUCUCUAGAGUAAAUGAAUAUCCCAACCUGGAUACUCUGUGACGUUUCGAACGAGAGGUUGAUAUACAAACGUCAUUGAGCUUCUGAAUUCCAUAGUCGGUCCUAAAAUAAAUUAUCAAAAUAAGUAGUCUUUGUUUAUGUGACUAUGAACACGCUGUACGUAAUCAUCAGAUAAGACCUUGAGAACGUCUGCAGUCUCAAUGACUGUAAACAAAUAAAAUUAUAGGUCGGAUGGAGAUGAAAUCAUAUCAAUGGCAAUGGUUGCAGUAACUUUUUUAUGAGCACGGAAUAAUAAGGUACUAAUUAAGAGUAAAGUUGGGUAAUAAGGCAGCCUAAAUAAUGUGAUACUCACCUCACCUGAGAAACCCGUUAUUCUUCACCAGAAUUCUCCACCUAUUGAUCAAUUUAUUCUGUAAGAGAUUUCGUUUGUCACGGAGUGGUUUGUAUCUAAUCGGGCAAGGAAACGUGUAAUCACUCUCAAAGCGAUAUAAAUUGCAUGGAAUGGUAAUGAAAUGUUCGGCUAAAAUUCGUAGUGCUUAUCUCAAAUUUGACAUCGUUAUCCAUCAAACAUAUAUCAUUCUGGUCUCAGAGGCACUCGAAGCUAUAUUUAUGUCUCUAUUUAUCAUCAUUUCAACAUUGACGUAUGGAAAAUGCUAAGGAAAUAUUACAUCAAUUAAAUGACUCGGUAUUCGAUCGACCUUCUUUACUUAAGUAUUUAUUCUUGACGACCCAGACAUCAACACAUUUUUGCUAAGUGUUUCUAACAUUUGAAACAAGACCUAGAAGUA